AUGGCAGCUUCAACUGCUACAACCCCUUUGGGGCCUUCGAGGAUACCAACUCCUCAUACACCAUUCUCGAGGAAAAUUACCCCCGACCAUCCUCAACCUAGACACAACUAUGCACCAAACGCAUCUAUCGCGCUCAUUGGCAUGCGAGGCAGUGGCAUGUCGACUCUAGCGGUCAUGGCUUCGAGCGCCUUGGGAUUUCGAAUUCUAGAUGCGGAUCAAUACUUCUAUAAGGCCACAGGGCUUUCUAGAGCAGUAUACAAAGCGACUAACGGAAUCUCUCAAUACCGACAAGAGGAGUUGAGACUAAUGAGAUCCAUGCUCUUCGACAACCCGACUGGCGCAGUCAUCGUGUGCGGCCCCGGUGUUGUUGAAGGUACGGGAAAGGAAUGGCUUGCCGAGUAUGCCAAGGAUCAUCUCAUCAUUUACAUUCUGCGAGACGCUGAAGAGAUUCAACGGCAUCUGAGAGUAUUCGACGUGAAAACUAUUCGGGAUCUCACGCGCCGUGCAGCACCAUCUUACCGAAAACUGUCGAGCUUUGAGUUCUACAACAUCUCAGAUAUGUCAGUGUCCAAGCUGGAUGUAACAUCGUCACGGGGAGAUAUAUCACCUCGAGCUCUUGCACUUAAGAAGGUUGAAGAAGACUUUCUGCAGUUGAUAUACAGCAUCACAAGACGAGACGACUGCUAUGGAAAGUACAAGGCAAAGAACAGCCUUUCAUUCAUACCACUCGAGACAAGAAAAUUCACCUAUUCUUUGUCUCUACCACUAUCGACACUCAGCAGACUUGUUACUGAAUUUCGCGGACUGGACACUGAAGCAGACGCUCUUGAACUUACAAUACCGGCUUUAGCUCUCGGAAAUGAGGUUGGCGUUAAGGAUACGGCCGCAGAUGGAAUCAGCAGGCAUUUCUUCGUUGUUAGGAGGAACAUCCGACUUCCAAUCAUAUACCAUAUCGACAUUUAUGAGAACGAAAAACAAAUCUCUGCGGAUGAAUAUUUCGAGCUCUUACAUCAUGGGCUGCGGCUGGCUCCGGAGUACCUCUCUGUCGACCUCAAAUGCGACACAGCCAAGAUCCAGAAUCUCAUUGCAUCCAAGGGCCAAACGAAGGUCAUCGCGCACUAUGUCGUUUCAGACCCAGCAGAAGAUGGCUGGAAUUUACCAAAACAAUGGGCUAUGAUUGAGCGAGCUCAAAGUCUCGGAUGCGACAUCAUCCGUAUUUGUCAAGAGGCAAGGUCCGUGGAAGACAACUUUGCCGCGCAGCACUUUAUUCAUCGAGUCAAAUCAUCACCAGCUCAUACCAUCCCAUUAAUAGCAUACAACACGGGCCGUCUUGGACGCAUGUCCUGUUAUCUCAACCCCAUCCUCAGCCCAGUCACUCACCCACUGGUCCGAAGGCUGGCCCCAGAUUGUCCAUCAAAUGCUCUGCUCACAGUCCAAGAAGCCCAAAAAGCAGUUUUCUCAUCCUUUCUUCUCGACGGCCAAUAUUUUGGCAUCUACGGAAAUUGCACAUCGAAGAGCCUGUCACCAGCCAUGCACAAUGCUGCUUUCAAACUACUUGGCAUGCCGCAUCGAUACAACAUCUUCCUUCACGAAUCGAUAGACCAGCUAUCUGAGAUCAUCAAAGAUAACACUUUCGGAGGGGCCAGUAUAACUGCACCGUUCAAGACUGCUAUACUACCCAUGCUUGACUUCCUGAGUGAGGAGGCAAAAGCCAUUGGAGCUGUCAAUACCCUUCUAUGUCUGAAGAAGCCUACUAUGGACUCUUUACUUGACAGAAACACAGCUGGACCAACAGUAUCUCUUUUUGGUGAGAACACUGAUUGGAUUGGCAUUCAUACCUGCGUUCAGCGAAAUCUAUCUCCUAUCAAUGCUGUCAGAAGACGGACGACAGGGCUCAUCAUUGGUGCUGGAGGUAUGGCUCGUGCUGCUGCAUACGCUCUCGUCCGACUCGGCGUGAAGACUAUUCUGAUUCACAACCGAACUCGGCCGAGGGCAGAAGAACUCAUCAAGCAAUUUGAUAGGCAGCACAAAAACGAAAGUAUUGAGGCUAAGGGGAGUGGCAUCGAGACAGAAAACGGAAAUCACGAUCAUCCGUCCUUUAGAAUCAUCGAUUCAAAAAAUGACGUAUGGCCUGAAGAUAUAAGCCUACCGACAAUUGUCGUCUCGUGCGUGGCAACGCGAGAGAUUCAUGGCCAAUGCUCAGCAGACACGAGUCUCCCAGAUCAUUGGCUUUCAAGCCCAACAGGUGGCGUGGCAAUUGAGCUUUCGUAUACACCACUAGAAACUCCACUACUCAAGCAAAUUAAGUCGCUAUCAGAGAAGGGAUGGAUACCUGUUGAUGGUCUGCAGGUCCUACCAGAACAGGGCAUGAUGCAGUUUGAAUUAUUUACUACGAGACGAGCACCGGCUAAUCUCAUGAGAGAAGAGGUGUUUAGGGCAUACAAGGAGCGUUUGGAAAGGACAGCAGAUACAUAG
This is a messenger RNA of Fusarium mangiferae, 2475 nucleotides long. RefSeq lists its product as uncharacterized. Gene Ontology annotation, biological process: shikimate metabolic process; chorismate biosynthetic process. The record is from RefSeq and is a predicted model, not a curated record. Lineage: Eukaryota; Fungi; Ascomycota; Sordariomycetes; Hypocreales; Nectriaceae. Gene Ontology annotation, molecular function: shikimate 3-dehydrogenase (NADP+) activity; 3-dehydroquinate dehydratase activity. Bases 1 to 2475 code for a protein of 824 amino acids. The transcript has 2 exons.